Knipowitschia caucasica is the source of this 255-nucleotide messenger RNA. The record is from the annotation of a GenBank genome assembly. Lineage: Eukaryota; Metazoa; Chordata; Actinopteri; Gobiiformes; Gobiidae.
AUGUGGACAUUUAUGGGGACAGUGAGUCCGUGUGUGAGGAAGAAGCGUUGUCCUUACUCUAAGCCUCAGAUCCUGGAGCUGGAGCGAGAGUUUCUCUGCAGUGUUUACAUCAACAAAGAACGACGCAUUCAACUGUCGCAGCGACUCAGCCUCACAGACAGACAGGUGAAGAUCUGGUUUCAGAAUCGCAGGAUGAAAGAGAAGAAGCUGAAGCGAGAGCGACUGCACUAUUACACCGGGUACCACCUGUUCUGA